CUUGAUUCAUCAAUAUCACAAAGAAAACUUGAGACGUACGUUAAUACGGAAAAAUGGCUACGAUUUGGUUUCUUUCACUUCUCUUUCUCUGUUGUAUUCUCCUCGCCGCCUUUAAACACAAGAAGCGUCGGACAAAUCAGCAGCAACCACCGUCCCCUCCUGGCUUUCCGAUCAUCGGAAACUUGCAUCAGCUUGGAGAAUUACCACAUCAAUCUCUAUGGAGUCUUUCCAAAACGUAUGGUCCGGUGAUGCUUUUGAAGCUUGGAAGUGUCCCAACGGUCGUAGUUUCUUCUUCUGAGACGGCAAAACAAGUUCUGAAAAUCAAUGAUCUACAUUGUUGUAGCCGUCCUAGCUUAGCAGGGGCAAAAGAGCUCUCUUACAAUUACUUGGACAUUGCUUUCUCUCCUUUUGAUGAUUAUUGGAAAGAAUUAAGGAGGAUUUGUGUCCAAGAACUCUUUAGUGCUAAGCGAGUUCACUCUAUUCAACCCAUCAAGGAAGAAGAAGUGAGGAAACUGAUCGUUUCAGCCACGGAAUCAGCCUCUCAGAAAUCACCAGUUAACUUGAGCGAGAAGUUUCUUGAUUUAACUGUAAGCGUGAUAUGCAAGGCAGCAUUCAGUCUAGACUUCCAUACUUCAGUUCUCAAUAAUGAUGGAUUUGACAAGUUAAUCCACGAUGCGUUUUUGUUUUUGGGGAGCUUCUCGGCCUCAAACUUCUUCCCAAAUGGUGGCUGGAUCAUCGACUGGCUCACGGGUCUACAAAGGCGGAGAGAAAAAAGCGUCAAGGAUCUUGAUGUGUUCUAUCAACAAAUGUUUGAUCUGCAUAAACAAGAAAACAAACAAGGAGUCGAAGAUUUCGUGGACUUGCUCUUGAAGUUAGAGAAAGAAGAAACUGUUCUUGGAUAUGGCAAGCUCACAAGAAACCAUGUCAAAGCCAUCUUAAUGAACGUUCUUCUUGGGGCCAUCAAUACUUCUGCAAUGACAAUGACAUGGGCCAUGGCAGAACUAAUAAGAAACCCGCGAGUGAUGAAGAAAGUACAAUCCGAAAUCAGAAACCAAAUGAUAAACAAAUCAGUGAUCACCUUAGAUGAUAUAGAUCAUCUACCUUACUUGAAGAUGGUGAUCAAAGAAACAUGGAGGCUACAUCCUCCAGUACCUCUUCUACUUCCAAGAGAAGUUAUGUCUGAAUUUGAGAUCAAUGGCUACAAGAUACAACCCAAGACAUUGCUUUACGUGAAUGUUUGGGCUAUAGGGCGUGAUCCUGAUUCCUGGAAAGAUGCAGAUAUGUUUUAUCCAGAAAGGUUUAUGGAUAAUAACAUUGAUGCUAAAGGACAGAACUUUGAGCUGUUACCGUUUGGAAGUGGCCGGAGAAUCUGUCCUGGAAUGUACAUGGGGACAACAAUGGUGGAGUUUGGUCUAGCGAAUAUGUUGUAUCAGUUUGAUUGGGAAGUACCAGAUGGUAUGGUGGUCGAAGAUAUUGACAUGGAAGAAUCUCCUGGACUCGCCGUGGGCAAAAAAAAUGAGCUUCUACUUGUUCCUGUCAAGUAUUUAGGUCAUUGAUGAUCACUUAAAGUACUAAUUUUCUUCCUUUGAGUACAAAACUAAAUGUGUUCCCUAAAUAAAACUAAAUCUUGUAUUCCAUUGUCUCUCGGAGUGGAUCAAUCCAACGAUGUUCUUUGUUGCCUUCAAUAUUUCAU
This is a messenger RNA of Arabidopsis thaliana (thale cress), 1693 nucleotides long. It is a transcript of the gene CYP71B9, whose product is annotated as cytochrome P450, family 71, subfamily B, polypeptide 9. Gene Ontology annotation, cellular component: membrane. NCBI's taxonomy places the organism in Eukaryota, Viridiplantae, Streptophyta, Magnoliopsida, Brassicales, Brassicaceae. The transcript has 3 exons. The record is from RefSeq and is marked reviewed. Bases 54 to 1556 code for a protein of 500 amino acids. Gene Ontology annotation, molecular function: iron ion binding; monooxygenase activity; heme binding.